Molecule: messenger RNA, 1449 nt
Organism: Penicillium taxi
Lineage: Eukaryota; Fungi; Ascomycota; Eurotiomycetes; Eurotiales; Aspergillaceae
Exons: 5
Coding region: 1-1449 (482 amino acids)
Molecular function (GO): metal ion binding
Source: RefSeq, a predicted model, not a curated record
AUGGCGGAUAUCUCCAGCGAGAUUGAUAUUGAAAUUGACGGUGAGAUUGAAGUAGCUGCCCAUACCCUCGAAAGAUAUACGAAAAAAAAUGUUGGCAAUCUCGACAAUGUCCAAUCAUCCGGUCUCAUGGAUACGCUCCAAGGACAUGUGAGUGAUAUGCGCAUCUUGAUUCAAUGUAGCAUUUGUACUAUGCCAAUGCACGAGCCAUUCACCAUUGCCUGUGGACACACUUUCUGCUACUCGUGUCUGUCGUCAUGGUUCACUAAUAGCGGACAAACGAAGAAAACAUGUCCAGAGUGCCGGGGUCCUGUCAGAAUUGCGCCGGCUCCCUCAUACAUAGUUCGUACACUUGUUCAGAUGUUUACCAGUCGCGCAGAGCUUCUAGACAAGGGAGAGACCACCACGACGUACGCGAAACACCGCGAAGAGGCAAUCCAGGAGCUCGAAUCCGACAAGGCAAAUGCCGAUCCAUUAAGUGGCGGUUUGUUCAAAGGACUAUUCAGAGAUAGUCCAUUAAGACCUACUGUGGAUAUAGCUGAUGGCGUUGCUCGGUGCCCAAUGUGCCACUGGGAGAUCGAGAACAACAUGGACUGCGUGAGCUGUGGUUACAUAUUUGGUCAAGAUUCGGAUGCGUCUGACGGCGAAUCGCCCUUUUCAUUCGCGUCCUUUUCCGAGCCUGAAGAUGAUGAACCUGUUCGAGGUCACCCUGUCAUGACUUAUCAUGAUCAUGAGACCAGCGAAGUUGACGACAGUGGUAACGAUGAGGAUGAAAAUGAUUACGAUGAAAAUGAUUCGUUCAUUGACGACGAAGAUCAACCCAUAGCCACAGCUGCACAUAGAAGUGCACGUGAGCGUCAUCGUGCAGAACUGCAUGCCCUCAACGCCGGUGACCACAUCCCCAACAACAGUGAUGGCCCCGGAACUACCCCCGACGACUCGGAUUACGAACCUGGAGGUACAAUCGUUCGCAACUUUGGCAGUUACUAUUACCGAACUCGACAGCAAGGUGAAUGGCAUUACCGAAGUUUAGCGCCUCGCGAGAGACCUCGUCACGUCAUCCAGAUAAGUUCAGAUUACUCGGAUGACGAUUAUGACGAUGAUGUUAUCGAAACUGGGAGCCGCCGCACUAUCCCUAUAGCUCAUAUCCAAGAACGCUCUGAGGAUGAGGGUGUAUAUGCUGAAGCGUACGAUUCAGUAGACUCCGAGGAGUCGGAUUCGGAAGCGGAAGCGCAUGGCUCAGAGGAAGAUUUUAUUGAGGAUGACGAAGGGGAUGAUCACAGAACAUCCCUUCCUAUGACCUCCACACGGUCUACAGCUACUGCUAUCAUACCUUUCCCUGGAGCCAUCACAAUCAAUGUUUCCGAUUCAAUCGAUGAAUCAGAUGACGAACCUGUCGGCCCCAUGAGAAGAGCUCCACAAGGAAGACUCUAUCGGUUUUCUCCAUACUGA